GGUCUUUUAUGCCGUCUAGUACACGGGCUGUAACACUGCCUUACUUCCCACUGGAUUCCUGCACACCGCUCUUACGGCGCACUGGCUGGUCAUGGCGUUGCGGACUGUCCAAAACUUACCCUGUUUUUUAAGUGUACUCGGGGUGUUUCUCCUCAGCAGUGGCCCAUACCGAGUCUUCUCAUGUCCGAGCCGCUGUUUAUGUUUCCGUACCACUGUCAGAUGUAUGCAUUUAAACCUGGAAUCAGUGCCCGCUGUUCUUCCUCAGACAACAAUCCUAGAUCUGAGAUUCAACAAAAUCAAGGAUUUACAGCCAGGAUCCUUCAGACGAUUAAAAAACCUCAAUACACUGCUUUUAAAUAACAACCACAUUAGAAGAAUCCCAAGAGGAGCCUUUGAAGAUUUGGAAAACCUAAAAUAUCUCUAUUUGUACAAGAAUGAAAUCCAGGCGAUAGACAGAGAAGCUUUUAAGGGGCUCGUCUCUCUAGAACAGCUAUACCUGCACUUCAACAACAUUGAGUCAUUGGAGCCGGAGUCUUUCUCUCAUCUACCCAAGCUGGAGCGGCUGUUUCUGCACAAUAACAGAAUUACUCAUCUUGCAUUAGGAACCUUCUCCCACCUGCAGUCCAUGAAGAGACUGCGCCUCGACUCGAACUCACUGCACUGUGACUGUGAACUGCUGUGGUUGGCCGAUCUGUUGAAGCAGUACGCAGAGUCCGGUAACGCUCAAGCCGCAGCUACAUGCGACUAUCCCAGCCGCUUGCAGGGACGCUCGGUCGCAACUCUCACUGCAGAGGAGCUCAACUGUGAAGUUCCCCGGAUCACAUCUGAGCCGCAGGAUGUUGACGUAACCUCUGGGAACACUGUGUACUUCACAUGCAGGGUCUUUCUCUCUCCAGCUCGACCUAGUUUCGUGAUCCAGCCGCAGAAUACAGAGGUUCUGGUCGGGGAGAGCGUGACCCUGGAGUGCAGUGCGACGGGCCAGCCGCAGCCUCGCGUAACCUGGACCAAAGGAGACCACACGGCCCUCCCAGUGGACCCCCGCAUCAACAUCACUCCUUCAGGAGGUCUCUACAUCCAGAACAUCAAUCAGGCCGAUGGGGGACAGUACACCUGCUUCGCAAGCAACAACGUGGACACCAUCCAAGCCACUGCGUAUAUUAUAGUACAGGCUCGUCCUCAGUUCACAGUGACCCCUCAGGACCAGUCUGUGCUGGAGGGUCAUACAGUUGAGUUUCCCUGCGAGGCCAGCGGCUAUCCUCAACCUGUCAUAGCAUGGACUCGUGGCGGCAGCUCCCUGCCUAAUGACAGACGGCACGUUGUUCUCUCAUCGGGCAGCUUGCGCAUCAGCCGCGUGGCCCUUCAUGACCAGGGCCAGUACGAGUGCCAGGCCGUCAGUCCUGUUGGCACUGUCAGAGCAGCUGUUCAUCUAAACAUCCUGCAAACCGUAACGCCUGUUUUCACAAGCGCUCCAAGGGAUACGACUGUGGAGUCUGGAUCAGAUGUCCAGAUUCCGUGCAGCGCGCAGGGUGAGCCCACACCUAUCAUCACAUGGAGCAAGGAUGGAGUCCAGAUUACAGAGAGUGGGAAGUUUCAUAUCAGUCCAGAUGGCUAUCUGGAAGUGCAAGACGUGGGGCUUGCCGAUGGGGGACGAUAUGAGUGUGUAGCCCGCAACUCCAUUGGAUAUUCCUCAUCUAGUAUGGUGCUAACAGUGCAAGUCCCACAGGUGAGCAGGGAGGGUGAUCCUUUUGUCUCGACGUCUCUUGAAGAGGCCAUUCGGAGCAUAAACAGUGCAAUAGACUCCACCAGGAGGCAGCUCUUUGACGGAUCUCCUCGUACCCCUGCCGAGCUUCUGGCUCUGUUUCGUUACCCCCGGGACCCCUACACAGUGGAGCAGGCCAGAGCUGGAGAGAUUUUUGAGCAGACCCUACUUCUCAUCCAGAGGCAUGUCAAUCAGGGCCUCAUGGUGGACACUAAUGGAACAGCCUACCGCUACAAUGACUUGGUGUCGCCACGUUUCCUUGAUAUGAUAGCGAACCUGUCUGGCUGCACGGCCCAUCGGCGCUUCAACAAUUGCUCGGAUAUCUGCUUCCACCAGAAGUAUCGCACCCACGAUGGCACUUGCAACAACCUGCAGCACCCUAUGUGGGGCGCCUCGCUCACUGCUUUUGAGCGCUUACUAAAGCCCGUCUACGACAAUGGCUUCAAUCUCCCGCGUGGCGCCACUGAGCGAAGGCAUAACAGCUUCCCUCUGCCUCUUCCACGCCUGGUCUCCACCACCAUGAUUGGGACGGAGACCAUCACCCCAGAUGAUCGCUACACACACAUGCUUAUGCAAUGGGGCCAGUUCCUUGACCACGACCUGGAUUCAACCGUUGUAUCCCUCAGCCAGUCUCGUUUCUCCGAUGGACAGUUGUGUACCUCGGUGUGCACCAAUGACCCACCUUGUUUUCCAAUCAUGUUCCCUCCUGACGAUCCACGGCAGCGGCGCAACGGAGCACGUUGCAUGUUCUUUGUGCGCUCUAGUCCUGUUUGCGGCAGUGGAAUGACCUCUCUGCUUAUGAACUCUGUGUAUCCACGCGAGCAGAUGAACCAGCUCACCUCCUACAUCGAUGCCUCCAAUGUUUACGGCAGCUCACAGCACGAGGCAGAAGAGAUCCGUGACCUGGCCAGCCAUCGGGGCAUGUUGCGGCAGGGUAUUGUGCAACGUACCGGCAAGCCAUUGCUCCCCUUUGCAACUGGCCCACCAACAGAGUGCAUGCGGGACGAAAACGAAAGUCCCAUUCCUUGCUUCCUAGCUGGGGACCAUCGUGCAAAUGAGCAGCUUGGGUUGACGGCUAUGCACACGGUUUGGUUCCGUGAACAUAACCGCAUAGCCAGCGAGUUGCUACGUCUCAAUCCCCAUUGGGAUGGCGAAACCAUUUACCAUGAGGCACGGAAGAUAGUCGGAGCCCAAAUGCAGCAUAUAACCUACAGCCAUUGGUUGCCCAAAAUACUGGGCGAGGCUGGCAUGAGGCUAAUGGGCGACUAUAAUGGCUAUAAUCCCAAUAUUAAUGCUGGCAUCCUCAAUGCUUUUGCCACUGCUGCCUUCCGCUUUGGCCAUACGCUCAUUAACCCCAUUCUGUACCGGCUCAACGAAAACUUUCAGCCCAUCCAGCAAGGACACAUUUUGCUGCAUAAGGCUUUUUUCUCACCUUUCCGUAUUGUGAACGAAGGAGGCAUCGAUCCUCUGCUCCGUGGCUUGUUUGGAGUGGCGGGAAAAAUGCGAGUGUCCACUCAACUGCUUAACACCGAACUUACCGAACGCCUUUUCUCGAUGGCGCACUCCGUGGCGCUUGACCUUGCUGCCAUGAAUAUCCAAAGGGGACGUGACCACGGUAUGCCACCUUACAAUGACUACCGGGUGUUCUGCAACCUGACGUCCGCGCAGACGUUUGAUGAUCUAAGGAAUGAGAUUCAGAACCCCAGCGUGCGAGAAAAGCUUCAAAGGCUGUAUGGCACACCUCAGAAUAUUGACCUGUUUCCUGCGCUGAUGGCUGAAGAGCUGGUGCCUGGCAGCAGACUGGGACCGACCCUCAUGUGUUUACUGGCAACCCAGUUCAAGCGUCUCAGAGAUGGUGACCGGUUUUGGUAUGAGAACCCUGGGUCCUUUAGCCCUGCUCAGUUGACCCAACUGAAGCAGACGUCUCUCGCCCGGGUGCUGUGUGACAAUAGUGACAACAUCACCCGAAUCCAGUCAGAUGUCUUUAGCGUGGCUAAAUUCCCUCACGGUUAUGGAAGCUGUGACGAUUUACCAAAGCUUGACCUCCGUAUGUGGCAGGACUGCUGUGAAGACUGCCGUACUAAAGGUCAGUUCAACGCCCUGUCGUACCACUUCAGAGGCCGCAGGUCAGCUGAGCACAGCUAUGCAGAGGAGAAACCUGCCAGCAACCUCACCGACAACAGCAGCGCUUUGGAAGAAGCUCUAACUGCAAUAAACAUAACUGUAUCACCAAAGUCAAGCACUGAACCCUCCAUUAAGGAUUUCCAAGACUUUGUUGCCGACAUGCAGAAAACUAUCACAAGUUUACGAAAACAGAUAAAAAGACUUGAAGGCCGUCUGAGCAGGACAGACUGUGCAGAUGAGGACGGGAGAGAGCGAGUAGAUGGAGAGAGUUGGAAGAAGAACCCCUGCACCACCUGUCAGUGUCAUGAGGCCCAGGUGACGUGUUUCGUGGAAAAGUGUCCGCAGACAGCAUGUCUGAAGCCAGUGACGCCCAAAGGCUCAUGCUGCCCCGUGUGCCUCAACCAGCCAUCACAACCGCAGGAUAACGAGCGCCACGUAUAACCUCAGGACACUUAACCAAUGUAACCUUGAGCUCAUGCCUCCAUUUGUUCGAUAGUUGCGUUUCAGGGUUUUUUGUUGUUUGUCAUGUAUUGGUAUUUUUGUUUGCAUAUCCUCAGAUGCCCUAAACAAAGAACCAAAAAUACACUGCCUUAAAAAGUGUUUGAACAGAUGAAUGUUGGGGCCCUGUUUUCCUCCUCAGGCAUGUUAACCGGGAGACGACUACCCAAAGUGUUCGUUUACGAGACCGAGGAUGGGCGGCUCCGGUCCUGGAGGGACACUUUCCUGCAGAGUUCAGCUCUUAUCACUAAUCAAACACACCAAACCAAAGUCUUGAAAAUUACAGUCAGUUGCAUUCAAAAAAUAUUUAUGUUUAAAUUUGAGAUUUACAUAUUUGAAUUGCAUAUCAAAUUUCUGUGCAUUUGGACUUCUAGUAGCAUCAAUGCGAUACAUAUUUGUCAGUUAUACUUCAAUGAAACGGGUAAGAUUUCUAAACUGAAUAACCAGUAACCAGGUUUAUAUAUUUAUCAUCAUUACAUUUAAUGUGUUUCAAUCUCAUACAUUCUAACUAACUGAUUAUUGCUUGUUCCAGAGGUAAUCAUAUUUUAACCAUGUUCAUACUUAUAAUAA
Molecule: messenger RNA, 4951 nt
Organism: Sinocyclocheilus rhinocerous
Lineage: Eukaryota; Metazoa; Chordata; Actinopteri; Cypriniformes; Cyprinidae
Gene: pxdn
Product: peroxidasin
Exons: 22
Coding region: 92-4324 (1410 amino acids)
Biological process (GO): response to oxidative stress
Molecular function (GO): protein binding; heme binding; peroxidase activity
Source: RefSeq, a predicted model, not a curated record